AUGGCAGACGCAGAGGAAAAGGCAAAGGCUGAAAAGCUGGCGGCGGCUAAGAAACGUGUUGAGGAAAUGAAGAAGAAGAAAGCGAAGAAGGCGGGGGGUAAAAAGGAAGAGAAAUCGGAUACUGUAGCUGGAGCUGGAGCUUUAAAGAGUGAAGAGACGCCUGAGACUUCCGCUGAAGUAUCACUUGAGGCUUCUAUUGAAGCACCACUCGACACUACUGUUGAAUCAACACCUGCCCCUCAAGAGACAAACGCCGAGGAAGACAAGAAAUAUGAAUUGCCCGCAGAAGUUCCAGAGAAUAUAGCUGAGGAGGAGAAGGUAGCGGAACUCAGUUCUUCUACGAGACAUGGAAGAUCACCCUCGUUAUCGGUACAAUCGAAGAUGAGGUCGUCUUCUUUUAGACAGGCAUCGGGGCCUCUUUCUCCAGAGAUGGCUUUUAGUCCUAGUGGUGAUACGGCGCCGGAUAUUUAUAGAAAACAAGCUUUGAAAAUUGAGGAUUUGGAAAGGGAGAAUAAGAGGUUGAGUAAAGAGGCGGGGGAUGCAGAGAAGAGGUGGAAAAAGGUUGAGGAAGAUUUGGAAGAUUUGAGGGAGGCGGAUGGAGAGUCUACUAAGGGGGAGAAGAGUAAGAGUACCGAUACUGAAUCUGCGGAGGAAGUGGAAAAGUUGAAAUCAGAAAUCGCGGCGCUUCAACGACAAAACUCACAACUUCAGGUUUCGUCCUCGCGAAAGCAUGGAUCUCCGCCUUCGGCAUCGGUACCAGCAGCAUCGGAUUUGGAAGCCGAGCUUCGUUCCAAAUCCUCGACCAUCGAGUCAAUGGAAAUUGAAAUUUCUAACCUUCGGGCACAGCUUGAGCGUAUAGCAUCAGGAUCAUCUGUGGAAAAAGAACAAAUUACCGCUCUCGAGGAUAAAUUAGCCAGAAGUGAAAAAUCGGCUGCGAUUGCGCAACGUGAAUUGGGAGACCUAAAAAAGAACCUUGAACGAACAACUGAGAAGGCCGUCAAGGAAGGUAGCGAACGCAUAUCCGCAGAAACGAAAUUACGCACGCUAGAAAGGGAAGCAGAGGAAGCUAAGACACAUAGCGAUGAACUUCAGAAGAAAGUGGAGGCGCUCGAAAAGAAAGUCUCUACACUUACGACACUUCACAAAGAGCACGAUGCUCGAUCGCAAACCCAAAAGAGAGAACGAGAACGAGUGGACAAAGAAGCAUUGGAUCUCCGAACUCGAUUGGCAAGUGUCGAGAACGAAAAUCUACAUCUAAAGGAAGAAAGAGACAAAUUAAAAAGACGCGCUGCACAGGGGGCCGAUGAUGAUGGUGUGGAUGAAUUGGAGAAUGAGGAGAGAGAACGACUGGAAAGGAAAAUUAGAGAUUUGGAGGCGGAAGUGCACGAUUUGCGGCGUGGGUUAUGGAGGGAUCGGAGAAGGGAAAUGGAAGGUGAGGGAGAUGAUGGGGUUACGAGUCCCGGAGCGAGAUUCACGGAUGUGGAUUUAGGUGGUGGAAGUGGCAGUCCCCAUGCGAGAAAGAGUGGGGGCUUGCAUCAAGGCAGGGGAAUUGGAGACUAUUUGACAAGUGGCUUUAAUGCCAUCACGGGGGGUACGGUAUCGACUGGACAUGUACAUAGGGAAGGGGGAGCAGAAGAUGAUGAGUUAUUGGACGAUGAUGAGCUACUAGAAUUCGACGAGGAAGCAUUUGGGAAAGCACAACAGGAGGAGGCGAUGAAAAGGAUUGAGAGAGUUAAGGAGAUCAAAAGGGGGUUGAAGGAUUGGGAGGGAUGGAGGCUGGAUUUAGUGGAGAAUAGGAGGGCUGGGGGUGAGGGAGUGGGAGAAAUCUUCGAGAUAUAG
Molecule: messenger RNA, 1839 nt
Organism: Sclerotinia borealis F-4128
Lineage: Eukaryota; Fungi; Ascomycota; Leotiomycetes; Helotiales; Sclerotiniaceae
Source: the annotation of a GenBank genome assembly